AUGUUUUCGGAUCGUGAUACAUUAGAAAAGGAAUCGAAAACAAACGUUGUUGUUGAAAAUGUCGAGCUUGAUAAUCAAUUGUCAGCAAUAUUGUCCCUAAAUGAUGAGGUUAACCAUAUGGAUGCCAAAUAUAUGGAUGAGGCAUUCAAGUAUCUUGAUAAUGAUACGGGCGACUUCCAAAUGGAUCCACUAGAGGAGAAGAAAUUUAUUAGAAAAGUCGAUUGGUGUGUUAUGCCGGUUAUUUGCGGGUUAAUGGCAGUCCAGAUGAUGGAUAAGACCACAAACUCUUAUGCUGCCUUGAUGGGUCUUAGGAAAGACCUUACAAUGUCGCCCGAGGAGUAUAGUUGGGUCGGCUCUUCAUUUUAUCUUGGUUAUCUGGCGUUUGAAUGGCCAGCUAACUUGGCACUUCAGAAGCUGCCACUAUCUAAAACAUUAGGUUCUGCAAUCAUAAUUUGGGGUAUUGUGCUAAUGUGUCAUGCUGCUUGUAAGAGUGCACCAACUUUUUUGUUAUGUAGAACGUUAUUGGGUAUUUUUGAAGGAUUUAUGAACCCGGCAUAUAUCAUUUUAACUUCUCAGUGGUACAGGCAAGAAGAGCAAUUUUUAAGAACAUGUCUGUGGUACGGGUUCCAAGGGUUUGGUACGAUUAUAGGUGCCUCCAUCGCUUAUGGAUUACAAGAAAAUCGGGGUGGAUACCAUGCAUUUGCAACAUGGAAAGUUUUCUACAUCAUUACAGGGUGUAUAACGGUUUUUCUUGGUAUUGUUUCCCUUCUGCACAUUCCUGAUGUUCCAGUUAAGGCGUGGUUUUUGAACAAACGAGACAAGAUGUAUGCCAUUGAAAGAUCAAAGUCGAACCUACAAGGUUUUGGUAACAAGAAGUUCAAGGUAAAUCAGCUUAUUGAAGCGUUCAGAGACCCAGUGACUUAUUGUAUUUUCAUUUAUGCUUUUUCAUAUGGUAUUCCAAACGGUGGAUUGAAUAACUUUGGCUCUAUUUUGUUAAAUAAAGAUUUUGGAUUUUCUUCCUCUCAUGCAUCCUUAAUGAAUAUGCCUGGAGGUGGUAUCGAUAUUGUUAUCCCACCCUUGAUUGCUUAUCUUUGCCAUUAUAAACUUAAAAACUUCAAGUUAAUCUCAAUGGUAAUUGUCAAUUUGUUAUGUGUUGUGGGUGCUGCGCUCUUGGCAUUUACACAUCCCAAGGGCUCGAGAUUAACAGGCUACUAUCUCGUUUAUAUUUCAACCACUAAUAUGGCGGGCACUGCUUCCCUAGUUUCUUCAAACGUUGCUGGUCACACGAAGAAACUCACAGUCAGCACUGUAUUAUUAGUUGGUUACUGUGUGGGCAACAUUGUUGGUCCUCAAACUUAUAGAGAGAGUCAAGCUCCAGGUUAUGCCGGCGCCAAGACUGCCAUGUUGGUGGCUUAUGUGGUUGGCGCAGUUGCACUAUUUAUUAUUUAUGUUGUCUACGUUGCUAGAAAUAGAAGGAGAGCCACGGAAAGAGAGAAGGCUGAACAAAUUAUCGACAAGGAGAAAUUGGCUUUCUCUGAUUUAACAGAUUUAAAAAAUCCAGAGUUCGUGUAUGACCUAUAG
Molecule: messenger RNA, 1581 nt
Organism: Pichia kudriavzevii
Lineage: Eukaryota; Fungi; Ascomycota; Pichiomycetes; Pichiales; Pichiaceae
Exons: 1
Coding region: 1-1581 (526 amino acids)
Biological process (GO): transmembrane transport
Cellular component (GO): membrane
Molecular function (GO): transmembrane transporter activity
Source: RefSeq, a predicted model, not a curated record